AUGGCUAUCGAGGAGGCAAUGCGCCGCUCAUCGAAAGUCUCCGUCGCUCGCGCGGAGACCGGUGGCGCGGAUACAGGCAAUGCGGACCGUACCCUCGAAGAUAUGGGAUACGUCCCGGAGCUCGCCCGCAAUCGCUCCGUCUGGCAGGUUACGUUCAUGUGCUUCAUCCUCUCUUCUGUCCCCUACGGUCUCUCCACCACCCUCUACUAUCCUCUCGCCGCCGGUGGCCCCGCCAACAUCGUCUGGGGCUGGGUCGUCGUCUCCUUCCUCAUUCUCUGUGUCGCCAUCUCCCUCGCUGAGAUCACCUCCGUCUACCCCACGGCCGGCGGUGUCUACUAUCAGACCUUUGUGCUCUCGCCGCUAUGGUGUCGUCGCGUCGCCUCGUGGAUCUGCGGCUGGUCCUAUGUGGCCGGCAACAUCACCAUCACCCUGGCCGUCAACUUUGGAACCACUCUGCUGUUCAUUGGAUGUCUGAACAUCUUUGAUGGUGCCGACGGAAACGGCCUGGUCGAGAACUUUGAGGCCUGGCAGACCUUCCUGAUCUUCCUUGCCAUCACUCUCCUGACCCAUGCCAUCUCGGCGUUUGGCAACAAGUGGCUGCCACAUCUGGAGACCUUCGCGAUCUUCUGGACCAUUGCCGGUAUGAUUUGCAUUGUUGUCUGCCUGCUGGCCAUCGCCAAGGAAGGCCGCAACAAUGCCUCCUGGGUCUUUGGCAGCUUCCAGCCCAACGCCGGCUGGCCCGCCGGCUGGUCCUUCUUCAUCGGCCUGCUGCAGGCGGCGUAUGCCACCUCGGCCACCGGCAUGAUCAUCAGUCUGUGCGAGGAGGUCCGCGAGCCCGCCAUCAUGGUCCCCAAGGCCAUGGUGGGCACCAUCGUCAUCAACUUCCUCGCAGGUCUGCUCUUCCUGAUCCCGCUCUGCUUCGUCAUGCCGGAAAUUAGCAUCCUCGUCAAUUCCGAUCAGCCCACCCCCGUCAUUUUCAAGCAUGCCAUUGGGAACAAUGCCGGUGCGUUCUGCCUGAUGAUCCCCCUGCUGGUGCUGGGUAUCAUCUGUGGUGUCGGCUGCGUGACGGCCACCUCCCGCUGCACCUGGGCCUUUGCUCGUGAUGGAGGUAUCCCUGGUUCCGGCUGGUGGAAGAUCGUCAACAAGAAGCUGGAUAUUCCCUUCAACUCAUUGGUUCUGGGCAUGAUCGUCGAGAUCUGUCUCGGUGCCAUCUACUUCGGUUCCGAGGCCGCCUACAAUGCCUUCUCCGGUGUGGGUGUCAUCUUCCUCACCAUGAGUUACGCCUGCCCCAUCGCGGUCUCGCUGGUCUUCCGUCGUCGCGAGGAUAUCAAGAACGGCAGCGUCAACUAUGGAGUGAUUGGCCUGAUUGCCAACGUAUUCGCCCUCGCCUGGAGUCUUCUCGCCAUCCCGCUGUUCUGCAUGCCGACCUUGAAGGAGGUAACUUUGGAUAGCAUGAACUAUGCCUCCGUGGUGUUCUUCGGCUUUGUCUGCAUCGCGGCCGUCUGGUACAUUGUCUGGGGUUACGCCAACUACCGCGGUCCCCCCACGGAUGCCGUGGACAACCAUUCCCUGUCUGACUCUGCCCCCGAUGCAACCGAAGAAGUCGACAAGGUGAAGAGCCCAUGA
Molecule: messenger RNA, 1626 nt
Organism: Penicillium argentinense
Lineage: Eukaryota; Fungi; Ascomycota; Eurotiomycetes; Eurotiales; Aspergillaceae
Exons: 3
Coding region: 1-1626 (541 amino acids)
Biological process (GO): transmembrane transport; amino acid transport
Cellular component (GO): membrane
Molecular function (GO): transmembrane transporter activity
Source: RefSeq, a predicted model, not a curated record